Camponotus floridanus (Florida carpenter ant) is the source of this 1249-nucleotide messenger RNA. RefSeq lists its product as uncharacterized. Gene Ontology annotation, cellular component: plasma membrane. Gene Ontology annotation, molecular function: olfactory receptor activity; odorant binding. Bases 33 to 1190 code for a protein of 385 amino acids. The transcript has 9 exons. Gene Ontology annotation, biological process: sensory perception of smell; detection of chemical stimulus involved in sensory perception of smell. The record is from RefSeq and is a predicted model, not a curated record. Lineage: Eukaryota; Metazoa; Arthropoda; Insecta; Hymenoptera; Formicidae.
UCAGUCAUAUACAUCUCCGUUCACGCAAAGAAAUGAUCAACUUCGAAACUGAAUAUUUUAAACUGAAUAAAAUUCUUCUGCUCGCUAUUGGUUUGUGGCCUAGAAAACAAUCGAAUCUCACUCGAUUUCAAUUUAUUUUCCUGUCUAGUAUUUUGACGACAAACCUUAUAUUUCAGUGCAUGAUAUUUAUUUCACAAAGAUGUACUCCGGAUUUCAUUAUCAAAAUUCUAGCUUCCGUAUUUGUCUUUGCUCUCUUUGUAAUAAAAUACAACAUGUUUUCUGUUAAAUCUAUGAAGGAUCUAUUGGAGCAACUACUGCAUGUAUAUAAUGAAUUAAAAGAUGAAAAUGAAAUUGCUAUUAUAAACGAAUAUGGGUAUAAUAGCAAACGUUUUACAAUUGCACUUACAGUAUUUGCUGUUAUCGGCACAGUGGCUUUUAUCGUUGCGUCAUUUUGGUCGGAUAUUUUGAACAUUAUUUUACCGACAAACACAUCAAGAGCACGUCACUUAGUUAUCAUGACAGAGUAUUUCAUCGAUCAAGAAAAAUACUUUUAUUUGAUACUACUGCACGCCAUUUUAUCACUUUGCAUCGGAGGAAUUGCUGUAUUAGCGAUAGGAACAAUAUUGUUUACGUAUCUUCAAUACGUUUGUGGAAUGUUUAAAAUUGCCAGUUAUCGUAUCGAACGUGCAAUGAGCAUCGACAUGUUACGAAAUAUCAAUCUAAGAAAACAGAUUUUAAUAUUCAAGGGUUUAAUUUGUGCUGUGGAAAUUCAUCGACGAGCAAUGAAAUUAGCGAAACGCUUGCAAUAUAGUUGUGAAAAAAUGAUGAGCUGUUUAAUACUAUUUGGAGUAACCUCGGUGAGCCUUAAUCUGUUUCGAAUUGCUUCAUCUAAAGAGGAGAUUGUAUUGCCUUUCCUAUAUACAAGUCUCGCUAUCAUAUACAUGUUUUUAGCCAAUUACGUUAGUCAACUUAUAACGAAUCAUAAUCAUCAUGUAUUUGUUACUGCAUAUAAUGUUCAAUGGUAUAUAGCUCCAUUGCAUAUACAGAAAAUAAUAUUAUUUCUGUUACAAAGAGACUCAAAAAGCUUUACUUUGAGCGUCGGUGGUUUGUUUGUUGCGUCUAUAGAAUGUUUUGCUACGCUAGUGAAGACCUCAGUAUCUUAUUUUACAGUCAUAUAUUCUACACGAUGACGAAACUAAUGAUGGAAAUAAAAUCGGAAAGGAAUACAGAGGGAAUAUAAUUGUAAUGA